CUCCGUCGCAUUCGCGCCGCGAGUAAUAACUCGCGCGAACUUCCUCCCGGUGAUCAUGGGCCCAUUGGUGGAGACUUCUUUGAUAAGGUUCUGGAAGAGUCUAAUGCGGGCACCGACUUACCGACUUGGAACGGUGAACUGUACCUCGAGUUCCAUCGAGGCACCUAUACCAGCCAUGGCUCGAUCAAAAAGGGCAACCGCAAGUCUGAGAUUCUCCUCCGAGAUGUCGAGCACGUGGCAACGCUUGCAUCGUUGUACAGAUACCACAAGCAUGAUUACGAAUACCCCAAGGCUAAGAUUGAUGUCUGCUGGGAGAAGGUGCUGUUGAACCAAUGUAAGUACCUCCUCCCUGGAUCUGCCAUUGGCAUGGUGUACGACGACGCUGAGAAGCUGUACGCCGAAGUGCGCGAAGACGGAGAAGCUUUGUUUCAAGAGGCUACAGAAGUCCUUUUGCCGAAGGCACUGCCGCUUACUGCUGCAUCGUUCAAGGCACCUGGCAAUAUCGUCGGCAUCAACACGACGUUCUUCCCACGCCGCGACAUUGUCGAGGUUCCGCUCUCCGGGGUGCCCACGCAUCUUAAGGCGCAGGUCGUGCAAACGAGCAAGGAUGGUGCGACCGGCUAUGCUCUCCUGAACUGUCCACAGGGCAAUCAUUUGGCGAAGCCUAUUGGGUUCUACGCGGAUUGCAUGCCAAUAGUGUUCACUAACGGCUCGGACCACUUCGUGCUUCGCAACUCGGCUGUGCAGCUCACUGUAUCGAAGGGGAGGAUUACGAGCCUAUACGAUAUCGUACUCAGUCGCGAGUUGAUCGCCAAAGGACAGACCGGUGGCCUUGUCAUCUUUGAAGAUCGCCCAAACUACUGGGAUGCUUGGGAUGUCGAAAUCCACCACCUGGAGACCGCUCACCAACUCGAAUUUGCUGAUACCUCGGUCGUCUCAGAGGGACCACUCCGUGCGUCGAUCAAGUCUGUUAUCAAGUACGGCAAGAGCAAGAUUACGACCACUGUGAAAUCAAACCAUGGGUCUUCAUGCGAUGUUUUAGCUACGACGAACAUCCGCUCUCGUCCGCUGAUCAUCUUUGACGCCGUCGUGGACUGGCAUGAGCGCCACGAGUUCUUGAAGUUCGAGCUCCCACUGGAUAUACGUAACGACAAUGCGACGUACGAGACGCAAUUCGGUCACGUCCAACGCCCGACGCACAACAAUACAACCUGGGAUAUGGCCAAGUUCGAGGUCUGCGGUCACAAGUACGCCGACUUAAGUGAGUUCGGCUACGGUGUUGCGAUCUUGUCCGAAAGCAAGUACGGCUUCUCGUGCCGCGGAAACGUUUUGCGCAUCUCCCUGUUGCGCGCUGCCACCGCUCCAGAUGCGGAGCAGGAUCAGGGAAAACAUGAAUUUAGCUGGGCCGUUUUGCCGCACGAAGGGUCUUUCCUUGAGUCAGAUGUCCCAAUCGCAGCGUAUCUGUUCAACUCUCCGCUCCACGUUCGGUAUGUCCCGGGUGACGCGAUGGCCUACCCGCUUGCGCAAGCCCAACAGCCCUUCAGGCUUGAGAAAGUGCGCAACGUCUUCCUAGAGACGAUCAAACGGGGCGAAUACGACGACUAUGCUGCCAAGAUCGAUGACGACAACGCCAACGUGAGCGUCUUGCUCCGGCUGUACGAGGCGUACGGCGGUCAUGCGCGCUUUAAGCUGCGCAUCGGCGGGAAUAUUGCACGUGCGACCGUCACGAACCUGCUCGAGGACGAGAUGGAGGAGCUACGUAUCAUGAAGGAAGGCUCUGGCGCAGACCCCGGCGACGGAAUGACGAUCGUGCUGGACUUCCACGCAUUCGAAGUGAAGACAUUAAAGUUUGUCUAUGAGCAGAAAGCUUCUGAGGACAUGUAUGUGCUCCUUUGUCUGUCCUGUUUGGCUAUCUUACUGAAGUUAUUCCAGGCCCUCGCUCAAGCCGGACGGCUGGCUCGUCGUUGA
This is a messenger RNA of Phanerochaete carnosa HHB-10118-sp, 1968 nucleotides long. RefSeq names its product glycoside hydrolase family 38 protein. The annotation marks the transcript as partial. The record is from RefSeq and is a predicted model, not a curated record. NCBI's taxonomy places the organism in Eukaryota, Fungi, Basidiomycota, Agaricomycetes, Polyporales, Phanerochaetaceae. Gene Ontology annotation, molecular function: alpha-mannosidase activity; carbohydrate binding. The transcript is spliced from 13 exons. Gene Ontology annotation, cellular component: fungal-type vacuole membrane. Gene Ontology annotation, biological process: mannose metabolic process; oligosaccharide catabolic process.